This is a messenger RNA of Hypoxylon fragiforme, 458 nucleotides long. Its product is annotated as NADH-ubiquinone oxidoreductase 14.8 kDa subunit. NCBI's taxonomy places the organism in Eukaryota, Fungi, Ascomycota, Sordariomycetes, Xylariales, Hypoxylaceae. The transcript has 3 exons. Gene Ontology annotation, biological process: response to oxidative stress. The coding region runs from base 82 to 360 and encodes 92 amino acids. The record is from RefSeq and is a predicted model, not a curated record.
CCGAGACGAACAUUGAAGCUUCCAAGUUGGAAGUGUUGAAAUGAACCUCAUCGCUACGACAAGCAGUCUACUUCACCUAUCAUGGCGGUGACACCUACACAAUUUGCGCGCACGACGCGGACGUCGGCCAAUUGGAACGACUCAAAGCGACGAGUUAUUGCGGCUUAUCGAGAAUGGAUUCGAGCAGCACCCGAGAUCCAGACCAUGUACUCGGUUCCCUUCCCAGUCUCCAAGAUUCGUACCAAAAUGCGACAAGAAUUCGAGCGACAUAGAUUCGUGAACAAGCUACCUGUAGUCGAUGUGCUACUUUUGCAGAAUAACGCGGAGUAUCAGGUCAGUGAACCCACGACUCUUCGUUGAUAUAUGAUCAAAGAGGCAUUACAUGAAAGAACGUUGGGUGGACCGAGAGAGUGCAUUUGCUAAAUGAUGCUCUAUAGGAAACCAUGAACUUCUGGAAA